AUGCCAGGUGAAACGAUAACAUUACAAGUAGGACAAUGUGGGAACCAAGUUGGUCUACAGUAUUGGCAACAAUUAGCUCAAGAACAUGAAAUAAACUCAGAUGGAACUCAACUCACGAUUAACAAAGCAUCAGAACAUCCAGAAUUGUUUUUCACAGUAUCAGACACAAACAAAUAUACACCAAGAUCAAUACUAAUAGAUUUAGAACCAUCGGUUAUUUCAAAAUCUUUAAAUACUUUACCAAUGUUUAAUCAAAGAAAUAUACAUUUAAGUGAACAUUCAGGAGGUGCAGGAAAUAAUUUUAUAAAUGGAUAUAAAUAUGGAAAUGAACAUACAGAAGAAAUAACGAAUUUAAUAGAUAGAGAAAUGGAUAAAUGUGAUAAUUUAUCACAAUUUCAAUUGUUUCAUAGUGUAGCAGGUGGAACAGGAUCAGGUUGUGGAUCAAAAAUUUUAGAAAUUUUACUGGAUAGAUACACGUCUAAAAAAUUAAUAACAACAACUUCAAUUUUUCCAUCAAAUGAUAAAACAAGUGAUGUUGUUGUACAACCAUAUAAUAGUGUAUUAACUUUACAAAAAUUAAUUGAAUUUAGUAAUGCUACAUUUGUAUUUCAUAAUGAUGCAUUAAAUAAUAUUGAAAAUUCAAUAACUCAAACUACAAGUGAUUCAUAUCAAGGUACAAAUAAACUUAUAGCUAAUAUAAUGGCAUCAACAAGUAAUCCAUUAAGAUUUCCAGGAUAUAUGUAUAGUUCAAUUGAAUCAAUAAUACUGAAUUUGGUCCCAACGCCAGAUUUGAAAUUUUUAACAACAUCAAUAGCUCCUUUCAAAACUAAUAAUGAAUAUGAUAUGUUUUUAGAAUUAUCAAAUGAUAAAUAUAAAUCAAUAAUACCAAGUUCAGAUGCAUCAUAUAUUAGUCUAAUGAAUUAUUUAAUAAGUGGUCAAGAUUUAGAUAGGAAAGAAAUACGAAAAGGAAUACUUAAAAUUCAACAACGGACAAAAUUUGUUCCUUGGACUUCUCGAUCAAUAGCAGUAGUUCAUGGUAAAAAACCAAAUUCUUUUUUGGAGGGGAUACAAAUAUCAAAUAAUACAUCAAUAGCAGAUACUUUUUCAAAAAUUUUAAAUCAAUAUGAUUUAUUAGUUAAAAGAAAAGCUUAUUUAAAUACAUAUACUGAAAAUAAUAGUAUUGAAGAAUUAGAUCGAAUAGUUGAUAUUUUUAAUCAAGCUAAAGAGGAUAUAGUUAAGGUAAUUCAAACGUAUAGGGAUUGUAGUUCAAUAGAUUAUUUAGAUUGA
Lodderomyces pseudojiufengensis is the source of this 1287-nucleotide messenger RNA. It is a transcript of the gene TUB4, whose product is annotated as gamma-tubulin. Gene Ontology annotation, molecular function: GTP binding; structural constituent of cytoskeleton. Gene Ontology annotation, biological process: mitotic cell cycle; microtubule nucleation; meiotic spindle organization. The record is from RefSeq and is a predicted model, not a curated record. Bases 1 to 1287 code for a protein of 428 amino acids. Gene Ontology annotation, cellular component: gamma-tubulin complex; cytoplasm; nucleus. Lineage: Eukaryota; Fungi; Ascomycota; Pichiomycetes; Serinales; Debaryomycetaceae. The transcript is spliced from 2 exons.